AUGCCUUGCUUCAAGGGUCUUGCUGUGAGCAUACAUACACCAAACGGUCCCCUGCCCGAGCACUCAGUCCAAAAAACCUCUCGCCUGUCUCGGAUCAGCACCUACAUCCCCGUUCCUCCUGCGCGGAUACCUGCCGACUCCACCACGGGCAAACCUGAGCAGUCAACCUUCGCAAUUUCCAUCACCCUCCUCACUCCCAAUCAAGAGGUUCCAUAUUCUACGCCCAAGAGCACUCCCGAGAAGCCCAACCCGAAACCUAAGCUUGUUGGAGGACUGCCGGGUCACACAAGUGAUAUCACCAAAUCCCUCGCUACGAUCAGUCCAUAUGUUCCUCUCACGACUUCUCCCAAUGAGACCAUCGCUGCAUACAUCUAUUUCGACGGCAGAGUCAAAGAAGAAGUGGCCACUCUACUGAGGAAAGGCGAAGAAACAUGGGUCAACUCCCGGUGGGUCAGUGUCCCUGAAAAAGAGGGAGGUGGACUUGCAGAAAGAGAGUUCUUGUUCCGUGAAGUUGGCCUUGAGCGAUGGUUGAACGGUCUUGACCUCGAUGGCAAAGACGCAGCCGCGACCAUCGAGAGACGACGACAGAAGAUGGAAAAGAGAAGACGGAAGCGCAAGGACGGAAAUGCCAGCGAUGACGACACCAAUGGUGGCCUGAGUUCUGCUAGAAGAAGGAGAAAUACUAUGCGCUACAGCGAAGAUGGUGAUCUCCAAGAUGUGUCGGACAACGAAGCGUCUCUGAGUGACUCAGGAUCGUCAGAUGACGACGACGACCCCAUCCCAGAAACUGCUGGACAAAUCAAAGUCGCUCUUUUCCGAGUGUUGGCCUCUGGUGAAAUCAAGCGUGGAGAAUAUUCACCUCAGUUUGAUGCUCAUGAUGACGAUGAAGAUUCCGAUGAGAAACAGGCGGCUAAUAAGAAUGGAGACGGCACUGGCCGAGCCGAUGUUGACCACACGACAAGCUUCGCCAAACCAAAGACCUUAGAUCCAAAGACCAUUUCCACCCAGACUGUUACUGGCAUUGAUCCGACUGACAAACCAUAUGCCGUCUUUACCUUCCUUUAUCGUGGAGAGCGUCAGCUUCAGAAGAUGGGAAUUCUCCCAGGCGCCAAGACAGACAAAGUUGCCACCACUACAAAGAGACGUAGUAUAGCCGCAGACAUACCAAAGCUUGGACCUUUGAAGAAAGAAGGUGGUGCUGGGUUCUCCAAGUUCCGAGACAUUGAACCUCGACAGACCCGAAAGACUAAGCGCACCAGCGACGAUGACAUGGAAAGUGAAAGCGACGAGGACGCCGGUAUCAUUGGCAAGAUGGAAGAUAUUAACGAUGCUGAUGUGAAGAAGGAUUCCGGCAUGUUAUCUCCCGAAGAUGCCGAACGGACUGGCCAAGUCGCGGAGGGAAUUCGUAAAAUGAAGGUAAGAGAUCCCUCGCCGUUGAAAUUCCGGCAUGGGCUAAGAUAUCAUCAGCUCAAAAGGCAGCAUUCGGCCGAGCCCUUGAAUAGCAAUGGUGUGACUGAGGCACGUAAGACCUCGAAAUCGGGAAGCCCUUCGGCCGCAUCGACGCCGAAAAUCGGGGACGAUCUCAGCACUUCUCCCGCUGGAUUCAAUUCCUCCGCCCUCGGAACAAGUCUUGAUACGAAAAAGGAGGAUGAGAGCUUCAUGGUUGGUAGUCCAAUGAAGAGACAAAGAGCGUCGGUCGCAGAAUUUGACGACGAAAUCAAGAGACGACUCGCGGCCGGUUCUUCAACAUCAGCCAGUACCAUCGGUGAAGUGCUCGGUUCUUCAUCCACAUCGAAUUCCGCCGGAAUCCAGUUUGGUGGAGUACUGGUCAAGGAACCCGAUCAAGAUGACGACGAACUAUGA
Messenger RNA from Exophiala bonariae, 1863 nucleotides. RefSeq lists its product as uncharacterized. The record is from RefSeq and is a predicted model, not a curated record. The coding region runs from base 1 to 1863 and encodes 620 amino acids. Lineage: Eukaryota; Fungi; Ascomycota; Eurotiomycetes; Chaetothyriales; Herpotrichiellaceae. The transcript has a single exon.